CGGUACAGUGUGUCUCGGACGGUGUGCGGGUGCGGUGCGGAGCUCUCCCAAACGAUCGGUUCCGCUCCCAUCAGCCCGUCACCCGGUCAGAGGCCUCAACGGACCAUGGCGUGUGUUGAGCGGGCCGGCGGCGGCGCCGUCUGGACCGAGCUGAGCCGCUGGGCCAACACCACCGCCGGCCGACGGCUGGCCAAGACGCUGCUGGCCGCCGCCCUGUUCGGAGUCGGAGUCAAACUGUGGGCCAGACGCCGGCGUGACCAGCGCCGCCAGCGCUGGAGCCAGGCCGGCAAGGACGUGGUGGUGUUGCACCAGUUCGAGCGCGGCACCAACAUGCCCAACCUGUCGCCGUUCGCGCUCAAGCUGGAGACGUUCCUGCGCAUGGCCAAGAUCCAGUACGUGGUCGACACGGAGGAGCCGCAGGGCGUGCGCGGAAAGUGUCCCUGGAUCACCAUCAACGGGGAGGAGCUGUUCGACUCGGAGCUCAUCAUGGACUACCUGACGAAGCACUUCAACAACCCCAUCCCUGAGCAGCUGACACCGGCUCAGCAUGGCGUAGGACGUGCUGUCCAGGUCAUGCUGGAUGAACAUGCCAUCACGGUCGUUGGCUACAAGCGAUACGUCAUCGACGACAUGUCUUACAUCACCGAUUGCUUUUCUAAAACAUAUCGGAAUUACAUCCGUGUCCUGAGGCCAUUGAUCAUUUCUACAGUGAAGAAGAUCCUGCAUGUCAUGGGCAUCGGACGUUUCAGCGAGAAGGAGGCGUUCUUUUUCCUCUACCGGGAGCUGCGCGCGCUGGAGGACGUGAUGGGCGACAAGCCGUUCCUGCUGGCCGACGCGCCCAGCACGUACGACGCGGCCGUGUUCGCCGAGCUGACCCAGGUGCUGCUCGGCUGUGCCCCGGAGGUGGAGCGCUACGUGCGAGAGAAUCACGGCGUGCUGGUGGGGUAUCACGAGAGGAUGAAGGCCAAGUACUGGCCCGACUGGCAGCAGUGCCGCGCCGAGUAGGAACAGUGGUGUUUUAAGUUGGCACUGGUCACUGAAGCUAUCGCUCUAGCCUGCUAACCAGUGAUGUUCCGAACAGCUAAGUCACACGAGAUGUUCAAUGCAUAUGUCGACUGACAACAAGCUUUGUUGUAGAA
Messenger RNA from Amphibalanus amphitrite, 1139 nucleotides. RefSeq names its product failed axon connections homolog. Bases 106 to 1005 code for a protein of 299 amino acids. The record is from RefSeq and is a predicted model, not a curated record. The transcript has a single exon. Gene Ontology annotation, cellular component: cytoplasm. Lineage: Eukaryota; Metazoa; Arthropoda; Thecostraca; Balanomorpha; Balanidae.